AUGAGCGACUUUUCGCCCUCACCGUACCAACUCCUCUUCGAGGCAAUCAUAUUCUGGAGCAUCGCAAUCGUGCUAUACAUUGGUAGAAUGCAGUUGAUCUAUACGUCAAUGCUGGUUCUGAUUCAAGUUUCCGCCCGCUAUGCGACCAACCUCGUGGACCCGGCACAAUACGAGGAGAUUCUAUCCAACCCACAAGAGGUCAACGACCGUAUAUUCGGGAGCAAGAUUGUCAUCGGCCUCGAACAGUGCAUGCUGUUCUCGACCUGGGGGGUCAAAAUCUGCAUGUUGACCAUGUUCUGGCGGCUCACCCACAACGUUCGGCUAUUGCGGAUGUAUGUUAACCUGAUCGCUGUCUUCAUCGCUGUCGGAUUCGUUGUUAUCAUGGUCACGUACUAUGCUGUCUAUUGUCGACCAUUCUCACAGUAUUGGGCUAUGCCGGUACAGGACUUGCAGUGUGCGACCUACCAAAAUUACUCCAUCACGCAGGCAGUAUUCAACAUAUCUUCGGAUGCUGCCAUGCUCGUGCUACCAGUUCCGUUGCUGCAGAAGACUCAGAUGAACAGGAGAAAGAAAAUCAUGCUGGCGGGCGUCAUGAGCCUAGGUGUCUUCACGAUCGCUGCCGCCAUCCUCAACAAGGUGUUCAACUUUGCCUCACCCUUGACGACCACCUAUCAGCUCUGGUAUAUCCGGGAGGCAAGCACUGCGAUAUAUGUUGCGAAUCUAGUGUGUCUGUCACCCCUGCUUCGACGGAUGCUUGGCUCGACCAUGCAGCAGAUAAGAAGCUGGCCAUAUGGUCACCAUGCUCGCUGGCAUUGGAAGGGAUCGUCCAGUGCAUCGCACUCCGGACAGAUUCAGCUGGACCGGAAGACCUGGACCUCACCUCACCUUUGUAUCACCCUCAAAAGGAAAUGUGAACAGUCUACAGAUGCUGAAACGCCGUCACGCGAGUAUCGGUCCAAUUGCCAGCGUAGAAGCGAGGAAGCCAUCAUUUGA
Molecule: messenger RNA, 993 nt
Organism: Aspergillus saccharolyticus JOP 1030-1
Lineage: Eukaryota; Fungi; Ascomycota; Eurotiomycetes; Eurotiales; Aspergillaceae
Exons: 2
Coding region: 1-993 (330 amino acids)
Source: RefSeq, a predicted model, not a curated record